Messenger RNA from Plasmodium gaboni, 501 nucleotides. Its product is annotated as putative biotin--acetyl-CoA-carboxylase. The transcript has a single exon. The annotation marks the transcript as partial. Lineage: Eukaryota; Apicomplexa; Aconoidasida; Haemosporida; Plasmodiidae. Gene Ontology annotation, cellular component: cytoplasm. The record is from RefSeq and is a predicted model, not a curated record. Gene Ontology annotation, molecular function: biotin--[biotin carboxyl-carrier protein] ligase activity.
GAUGUAUAUGUUAAUUAUAAAAAAAUAUCAGGAUGUUUAAUUCAUAUGUAUCAUCAUAUGGAUACUCAAAAAUAUGACAACAACAAUAAUAAUAAUAAUAAUAAUAAAAUAUGUUUAUUAGUAGGUAUAGGAAUUAAUGUUAAUUUACAAGAUCAAAAUAAUAUCUUAAAUAAUAAAUAUACAUCUAUAAAAAAAGAAUAUUUACAAGAUUUUGAUACACCAGAUUUAAUACCAACAGCUCAACAAAUUACAUUAAAACUCAUAUUUAAUAUUCAUCAUGCUAUAAAUACAUUACGCACAGAUGGAUUCACACAAUUCUUAAAUUAUAUAACAACUAGAUUGUUAUAUAAAGACAAAAAGGUUAUUAUUGAUCAAGAUAAUCAAUAUAUUGUUGGAUAUUUGAAAGGAUUGCUACAUGAUGGAUCUCUCCUUUUGUUGACAGAAGAUAAUAAAAUGAUAAACGUGCACACGGGCCGUUUACAUAAAAAGGAGGAUGACUAG